This is a messenger RNA of Tachysurus vachellii, 1534 nucleotides long. RefSeq names its product homeobox A9b (gene hoxa9b). Gene Ontology annotation, biological process: DNA-templated transcription; proximal/distal pattern formation; anterior/posterior pattern specification. Gene Ontology annotation, cellular component: nucleus. The record is from RefSeq and is a predicted model, not a curated record. The coding region runs from base 186 to 971 and encodes 261 amino acids. NCBI's taxonomy places the organism in Eukaryota, Metazoa, Chordata, Actinopteri, Siluriformes, Bagridae. The transcript is spliced from 2 exons. Gene Ontology annotation, molecular function: DNA-binding transcription factor activity, RNA polymerase II-specific; RNA polymerase II cis-regulatory region sequence-specific DNA binding.
UGUUCUCUCCUAUGGUCACGUGUCCGUGUCAUCCAAUCCUGUCUCGGCCGCUGUUCAACUUAUCAAAGGUCUGUAGUUCACAGUGAAGUCGACCGUUCCUAGAUUUGCAGAUUCCGUGCUUGUGUCUAUUCCGUGGUGAGGAUUGUACGCACGGUCGCGCCUGUGUGCGUUGUUUUUUUUUUGUUAUGUCGACCCUGGGCACUCUGGGUUACUACGCCGACUCGCACAUUCCUCACGAGGACGAUGAUCAUUUGGCGCCGCGGUUCCCAACUGCACCGGUGAUACAGAGCCAAGCUCGAGAGUCAUCUCUUUCUGAAUAUGGUGAGCCCGAUUCGUACCCUUUCCAAAGCAAGUCGGCUAUUUUUGGCGCUUCGUGGAGCCCCGUGCCCGUACAACCGCCGGGCGGUGCAUCUAUCGCAUACCAUCCUUACAUACAUCAACCGUGUCCGACAGUAGAGUCGGAUGGAGCGUCUGCGCGCGCUUGGGCGCUCGAGACCCUUUCUGCGUCCGUGCCUUUCGCCGGAUUAUCGACAGAUGUGCAUCACGAUAUAAAACUCGAGCCCUUGGUCGGGAGCGGUGAGUGCACCACGCUGGAUGCACGGACUCUAAUGCCCCCUGAUGCUCAAAACAACGCGAACUCUGCGGUGAAGGAGGCGGAUCUGAGCCAUGCGGAUGUGACAGAGCCAAGCGACGAGAAAACGUUAGCGGAGACUAAGCCGGAUCUGGACCCGAAUAACCCUGCGUCCAACUGGCUACAUGCGAAGUCCACGAGAAAAAAACGAUGCCCAUACACUAAGCAUCAGACUCUCGAGCUGGAGAAGGAGUUUCUCUUUAAUAUGUACCUGUCUCGUGACCGUAGAUACGAAGUGGCAAGACUGCUAAAUCUCACCGAGAGACAAGUUAAAAUAUGGUUCCAAAAUCGUAGGAUGAAGAUGAAGAAAUGCAACAAAAAUCGCCCGAAAGACAUCUGAAGUUAAGGAGUACUGAUGAGUGCACACACUGCAAUGUUUUGGACAGCUUUCGUUCCUGCGCACACUACAUGCCUCUACAACAACAUAAACAAAAACAACAACAAAAUUCAUUUCCAACAUUUUUCGGUGUGAGAAUGUGCCGGUUUAACCGAUUGCGUUUUGUUAUAAGGCUGUUUGUUAGUCCUCUUGUGUCGUGUUUGCUUGUAGUAGGUCCAAGUGUUUAUAAUCGUGUACAUUUUGAGCCUCAUUCAGAUUUGAGGAACUUUCCAUGUAGGCUACUGAUUUCAGGGACAUAUACUAAAUGCUCGAUAUAUUUAAUAUUGUUGAUUUGCAUGAGUGUCAGUUGCUUUUUAAAAAUGCCAGAAUGACUUCUGUCCAGAUAUUUAAUGUUUAAUGUAAUGUUUAAUGUAACUACCUAGAUGUAUUUGAACUACCUAUUUGCAGUAUGAAAAUAAGUGUUUUGUCAUUGAGACAUUGGUGAAUUUUGUAUCAUAAACAUGCUUGAAUUUUUUUGUGACUGGAAAAAGCCUGUACACAUAAAUACCUCAAAUCAUCAGUUAGCU